GUACAUGUCAGAUUGGUGAAUGUCGGUUGUGAAGAAAUUUGGCAUGCAAACAAGGAAAUAAUCAGGACAAACUCCUUCGCCUGACCAUAAUACUACUUUCUCGUAAUCAAAUAACAAUAAUAGUAUCGAUCUCAACUGCUAAUGGACAGCAGAACUCAGCUGUGAAGCUUGUAUCUGCCCCAUUUCCGCAUAACUUUGUCGACAAACAUGGCGCAUGAAACUGGCACCUCCUACUAUCAGGGAGGUGCCAAGAGAAACUCCUAUCAUGACAUUAGUCAGAGAUACGGGUUGAAUCCCCAUCUUACUGAAGAAGAACUUCAACUUCAGUUAGAGGAAAUGAGGGAGAAUCUCAAAAAGGAAAUCAGAAAAGAAAUGAAGAUAAAAGAAGGAGCAGAAAAACUAAAGGAAGCCACAACAGAUAAGAAAAGUUUGUCGGAUGUUAGUAGUAUUGUGAAAAAGGCAAACUCCAAGUUAAAAGACUUACAUAAUGAACUGCUGGAGAUCAAUUCUAACUUGCUGAUGUCCAAUAGUCAUACACACAUGGAGUCAAUGUCUGAUACCUUGAAGUCACCAGAUACAAAAGAUGGAGGCAGUGAUAACAGUCCUUUAGCUCAGAGACUGAACAAUCUUCAGAAACAGUUAGAAAUUGAAAAUAAGGUGAAGCAAGGAGCUGAAAAUAUGAUAGCUAUGUAUAGUAGUGGUACAUUUCGUGACAAGAAGAUGUUAGCUGAAGCUCAACAGAUGUUAUUGGACGCCAAAACAAAGAUUGAAAUCAUCCGGAUGCAGAUGAUAAAAGUCGCUCAAGAUGCAUCCUGUGAUGAUGCAGGUCAAAGAUGUGAAGUGUUAUCUCCCUUAGAAUUAAGGAUAGAAGAAUUGAGGCAUCAUUUGAAAAUAGAAUCAGCUGUUUCAGAAGGAGCCAAAAAUGUCCUGAAAUUAUUACAAAUGUCUAAAUCUCCUGACAGCAAAGCUUUGAAAGAGGCCCAGUCAACAAUGUCAGAAUCCAGUCAGAAGUUAGAAUUACUCAGAAUCUCAUUAGAAAAGCGUUGUGAAGAAUUAGAACCUAAAUCUGCCAAAUUACACAUUUUACAGCAAGAACUUGAUGCUGCAUAUUCAUCGUCUUCAUUACUUAAAACAAACGAUAGAAAUUCUGAAACCUCCAUGUUCUCAAAGUCUGCUGCUAUUACUGGCAAACUGGAAGUUAGAUUGGUAGGUUGUCAGACCUUAUUAGAGGAUAUUCCAGGCAGAAAGAAAGACAAUCUACAGUUGCUACUCUCUAGUCCCGGUGAAAGUAAAAGUUUGUUACGAGGCUCUAAGAACUAUAGAGGCAGUACUAAAACUUAUAAUGUUAAAGAGGAAGUGUCAAAUGAAGUGAUGGCUGUUAUCAAAUUAGACAAUGUUCAAGUAGGUCAGACUGGCUGGAAGACGUGUAGUCAACAGUGCUGGGAUCAAAGAUUUAAUAUAGAACUUGAUAGGUCUAGAGAGUUAGAGUUAGCAAUCUACUGGAGAGAUUGGCGACAGAUGAGUGCUGUAAAGUUCUUACGACUCGAAGAUUUCCUUGAUAAUCAGAGACAUGGAAUGGCAAUUCAUUUAGAACCACAAGGAAUUUUAUUUGCAGAAAUUACGUUUGUAAAUCCUACUUUGUCCAGAAAACCUAAACUCCAAAGACAGAGAAAGAUUUUUCCAAAACAUAAAGGAAAGAAUUUUCUCCGACCUGGCCAAAUGAAUAUAAAUGUUGCAACAUGGGGACGUCUGAUGAAGAGAGCUUUACCACAUGAAUGUCGAGAUAAUGCCACUGCCCUUAGUCCAGCCAGUCAGAUAAGUUCCCCUGGUAUUAUGGCGCAGGACAGAGGACCUCCUAUUCACACUAUUAAUUUUGAACCAGUAUCAAAUGAUGAAAAAGUUCCUGCUCUUCCUAUGUCUCCUCCCCCUCCUGUCAUGUCUAAUAGAGACUUUACAACACCUCCACAGCAUCAAGAACGUGCUAUACAGCGUGCUUUAGAAUCUUUUGACUUCCUACCUGACGGGGAUGAUGCCAAUAGUACGAUAGACUUAGAUAAAGAAUUACCUGUUGUGAUAAACACUCUGCCUAAACCUUCAUCAGAGACUUCAUCCUAUAGACCCUCAUCAUAUAAACAACCAUCACCUCCACUUCCACAGAAAACAACUCAAAAAAAUUCAUACGUUGUGCCAGAACCAGAUUUCUCUGAUCAACAUGUACAGAUGGAUGAAUUUAGAGCUGUUAGUGUAUUAGGUAGAGGGCAUUUUGGAAAAGUAAUUUUAGCAGAAUAUAGAAAUACUAAAGAAUUUUUUGCAUUAAAAGCUUUAAAGAAAGCAGAAAUUAUAGCGCGGGAUGAAGUGGAAAGUUUAAUGUCAGAGAAACGAAUAUUUGAAGUGAUUAAUUCCAUGAGACAUCCAUUUCUUGUUAAUUUAUUUGCUUGCUUCCAAACUAAUGAGCAUGUGAUAUUUGUGAUGGAAUAUGCCUGUGGUGGAGAUUUAAUGAUGCAUAUUCACACAGAUGUGUUUUCUGAACCACGGACUGUAUUUUACGCUGGUUGUGUUGUAUUAGGUUUACAGUAUCUACAUGAGCAUAAUAUUGUGUAUAGAGACCUUAAACUUGACAAUUUACUUCUGGAUAAAGAAGGAUUUUUAAAAAUAGCUGAUUUUGGACUAUGUAAAGAAAGUAUGGGAUAUAGUGAUAGAACUAGUACAUUCUGUGGAACGCCUGAAUUUCUUGCCCCUGAAGUUUUAACGGAAACCUCAUAUACACGUUCGGUUGAUUGGUGGGGAUUAGGUGUAUUAGUAUUUGAAAUGUUGGUUGGUGAGUCUCCAUUCCCUGGUGAUGAUGAGGAGGAAGUGUUUGACAGUAUUGUUAAUGAAGAGGUCCGGUAUCCAAGGUUCUUGUCUACAGAAGCCAUUGCAAUAAUGAGAAGGCUACUGAGACGAAAUCCUGACCGACGUCUUGGCUCAAGUGAACGUGAUGCUGAAGAUGUAAAGAAACAAGCAUUUUUUAGGAAUUUAAAUUGGGAUGACCUACUUAUGAAGAAAGUUAAGCCUCCAUUUACUCCAACAGUUAAAACUGCAGAAGAUGUAAGCAAUUUUGAUGAGGAAUUUACGCAAGAACAGCCGAGACUUACUCCUGCUAAAGACAGAAGAGACCUUUUAACGGAUGAUCAAUCAAUGUUCAAAGAUUUCAAUUAUAUUGCUGAUUGGUGCUGAGAAUAUUCAAGUGCCUGUCUCCUGAAAUAUCAUUCUUAGGUCUGAUGCAUGCUCAACAAAUCUUUUAUGUUAGAGGCCAGGAGUCAAUUUCAUAACAAAUACUUACAACUACAAUUUAUCAUAAGUAUUCUGAAUUGUUCAUGAAUUACAAUCAAUCUUAAUGAUAAGCUUUUUCAUGAAACCAAUUCCAGAAUCCUAUCCGGUUACACAAUUUCUGUGUUGAAAUUUUUUAUUAUCAAAUUGGAUAAUAAAAAAAAUCCAUUGCAAAGACAUAUUCUGUAUGGGACACUAAAAUUUAAAAAAUAUGUUACAAUAGUUAAAAAAAAUAUUUUUAAAAAUGGUGAAUUAUAGAUAAUUGCUUUUGGUCAAAUUUGAUUUAUAUUGGUCACUGAGUUAAUGCACCCAUCCCUUUAUAUAAAUUGAUUUAAUUCUUUUCUUUUUGAAUAAAGGGUAAGCCCUUUAGUUAUCAAUCUAUAAAAUGUUUAACACAAUAUUUUUCACUCUCAUUCCAUUAUUUAAUAAGUUAAGAGAUAUUUGAAGUGUUUAGUCUGAAAGUGGUGAAUAUGAGACGUAGCAUGUUUUCAAUUAGCUUUACUUUGUUUUUUUAUCUUUCAUGAGAUAGGCACUUGUAAUAAUUUCCUAAAAUGUGAUACUAUUAUUUUAAUUGAACAAUAUUUAAGGCAAUACAGAUAUGAAGUGUUCUUUUGAGAUGAUAUUCUCAAUGUCGAUUUUUUGCUCUUUUUUUUUUUUUUUUGUUAAGCGAUGUACUAUGUUUAUUUUAAUGCUGAUUUUAUGGAUAUUGUUAUAUGAAUGUUCAUUAAAGAAUUUCUGUACUGUCUCAACGUCAAAGUGAAAGCCUAUUUUUUGAAUUAUUUAUCUGUGUACAAGGUAUUACAAACAUGUAUUUUGUCACCAUUCCCUUUAAAAUUUCAAUAUCCUGAUUGUAUAUUUAUUCAGAUUUUUCAACACAUAUGUCAAUCAAUGACAUGAAAUAUAUCAGUAUCUGAUAAGUAAGUGUUUAGUUGAUAAAAAUAAAGUUGAAGACCCUAAAACUGACCUAUGAUUAAAAGUAUAAAUUUCUCUGACAAAAAAACAAGAAUAAGUCAUAAAUUUUAUAAAUUGUGCACCUUCUUCAUAUUGAAGAUUCAGAACAAUUUUACUGAAAUUUGAUGCCAGCCUUGUUCAAGGAAGAAAGUGUUUGAAAUAAUUGGAAGAGAAAUAUAUUUUUUUAAUUUAUAUAAAAAAGGAGAUUUUAUUUUCAAUCUUGGAAAUAUAAAGUUUACUAGUUUUUGCUUUUUUGAACAAUUCAAAAGAUAUCAAUGAGGGAAGUUAGAUUUCUCUGAAUAAGCAUUUAAAUACCAUUCCUAUGUGUUGUGUAGAAAAAAAUCACCAAUUUUAUAUCACAAGUUUUCCUUUAGACAUGUAAAAAUGUAUGGGUUACUAAAAAAAAAUAAUUUGAAUACAAAUAAUUAUAAAUUGUUCCUAUUGGUAAAAUUUGUCAUUUAAUAUAUAAAAAGAACACUCGAAUGUUAAGACAAUAUCAUGAGAUUAACUUUUUGGUGGGUGGGGGGGGGUUGAUAAAUGUAAAACCAAAUAUUCUGUUGAGCUUUCACAUAAAACAAAGACACUUAUUAAACUAUAUUAUGUAUGACUUUCCAGCAUUGAUCUUUAAUUGAUCCCGUAUUGGCCAGUGGUCAGACAGGAUUUAGUAUUUACAUUUGAUUGGCAAGAGAUUUAAGGUUGUACUUGAUAUUUACAAUGCAUAAUUUUAAAUUAGAUUUUUAUUUUGCAAAUGAUUAAUUUAUUCUCCCUUGCAUUAAUAGGUUAUUUAUUUAUAGUGCUAUUUUAAUUUUCUGUAACAUGGUGGUGCAAGAAAACGUGAAAUUCAGGAAAUGUGUGAUUUUGAUGAUACGUUUUAUUCUGUAGUUGCAAUGCAUUUGGAAUGAAAUCUGUUAUGACUUGUAAUGUUUGUGCUCCGGCUACAAUAGUAGGGACAUUGUGCUUUCUGAUUGCCUUUUCAUCUACAUGUCCCAUAUUAGGUUUAAGUUUUUGUUUAAUUGUAGUAGAUCAAAGUUUCAGAUAAAGGUAGUUUUCUAAGAAGUUGUGACCGCACCAACUUGAAGCUCACUUUACAUGUUUGUUAUGAUAUUAACUUUUUUUUUUUAAUAUAUGCCAGAUUAGGGUUGUGACCCAGGCUGUUCACUUAACAUGGGAAUGUGUGAGCAGGGCAUGGGCUCCUGUGGGUGCUAUUUCUUGUAAAAUACUGAAAUGUUUUUCUCACUAAGAAAUCAAUACAUGCUGACUCAGCAUUAAACAAUUUAUCUACUCUGACUAUUAAAAGACAAUGCAUUUCAAAUAGAUACCUAAAGGCCACAUUACAACUUAUCUAAAUAAUCAAACAACACAAUCAUUGAAAUACCUUAACCAAUUAUCAUCAUGCUUUAUCUACAGAUUGAUCUUGGAUUGAAAGUUACAGUAAAAGAAGAAAAAUUUAAAGAUAAAAAUAUAAGAAAGGUGUUCAAUUUCUUAUACAAUAUGAUUAUUGUUAACUUGUAUUGGGUAAACCAUAUGCUCAUGUUAUUGUUUAAUUUUAAGUAUGAAAUAAGUUUUCAAAAGGUGUCGCAUUUACUCAGGUUUCACCAGAAGUAUACACUUUUAGAAUAACUACACUGUAAAUCACUCAACACAGUAAAUAGGGUAUAACAACAAGUGUGGUCCUGAACAUCUAUACAUAAAAUGUUCAAGACUUGCUAAGCGGCUGAAACUUGUCUCAAAUCAUUGUGAGGAAAAGAACAUGUGUUGUUUCUGUUUAAAAGUUGUAUUUUGGUCCAGAAUUUAAUUAUUUUUGAUUUGGUAUUAACCUAAUUUGAUCAGAAUGGCUAGCCAGAUUAUUUCAAUAAAUUAAACCUGAUAAUUGUAUACCUCUGUUAUUUUGGGGUUGUAUAAAAAUUGAUAGGAUUGUUUAAAACAUGUUUAUUUAUAAACAAGUCCAAAAACUGGAAAACUUUGUAAAAAAUAAAAAAAACAUUAUUUGUGACUGUACAAUUGAACAUUUAUGUCUAGGAUUUUGAAAUACAAUAUGUUUUCUUGGUUGUAAUUUAAAGGUUUUAAUUCAUAAAAUUGAAAUAGAUUUAUGUUUAAAAUAUAUGAAAGGACUUUAUGCUGUCCUGCAAAACGUUCAUGGUGUGAUUUCUUAAUACACGAUGAUUUACUUUUCUGUUACUUCAUAUAAAGUGUCAAUCCUGCACUCACAAGUUUUAUAGCUAUUUUUCAUAACAAAACCUUGGAUAGUUAAGAUGUCCAGUCUCAAUUGAUAUCAUACAUUUGAUUGUAUUAAAACAUGUUAUAUUUGCUGGUUACAGCUUUCAGCUAUUCUUCAUACAUUGUAUUCUUCAUAAAGGACUGGCACCUUUUGUGUUCAACCAAAACUAUACAUAAUAUAUACAUCUACUUGUAGAAAUUUUAAGUCAUAUGAUUUAAAAAGUUUUCAAACAGGACUACAAUAAUAGACUUGACUCUGUUUUCUUGUUCAAAGUACAUUGUUGGAUCCUGUAUCUUUCCGUUUACUUGAAUUUACUUGAUAAACAAAAAGUGUUUUCUACGAAUCAUUCCGUGGAUUCGGUUUUGGACUUGUUUAUAAGCAAGUAAUAUCAUUCCAUCCAGAUGUAAAUAUAUUGCUAUCAGUGCAUUUACAGCAGAUUGUGUAUAUUUGUAUAUAACUUAUAAAUAAAAGACUAUGCAAAUGUACAUUCAACAUAA
Messenger RNA from Mytilus trossulus (common blue mussel), 6975 nucleotides. Its product is annotated as serine/threonine-protein kinase N2-like. The record is from RefSeq and is a predicted model, not a curated record. Gene Ontology annotation, molecular function: ATP binding; small GTPase binding; protein serine/threonine kinase activity. Gene Ontology annotation, biological process: signal transduction; protein phosphorylation. Bases 208 to 3216 code for a protein of 1002 amino acids. The transcript is spliced from 21 exons. Gene Ontology annotation, cellular component: nucleus; cytoplasm. NCBI's taxonomy places the organism in Eukaryota, Metazoa, Mollusca, Bivalvia, Mytilida, Mytilidae.